CGCACCCCCCGGGCCUCGGGCCGCGGCAUUCCCGCAGCCCGGCGCUGCCGGCCGCCGUCAUGCCCGCCGCCGGCUCCGGUGUUCCGUGCCUGCCGCCGCCGCUUCAAGUUGGCCGGUGAAGCCCUUCCUCGACACCCAGGAACACUUUCCCCCACCACCAGCAGCAUGGAGAGUGUGCGUGAACUCCAAAACCCACUUCUGGCCAAGACCAAUGGGCACCUUCACAGCAGCUAUUCUUACCACCAGCAUCACAGCCAGGACUACCCCAGCCACCACUGCCAAGGGAAACUGUAUUCCUACAUCUUCCAAAACACUGGCGGUGCCAGGACUCACCAGCUGCUGGAUGCCAGUUCCCUGCAGCUGGCUGUUGAAGCUUUGUAUGGCCCCAAUUUCAUCCUUGUGAAGGAUGAGACUGCUCUCAAGGCCAAGGACAGCAAGAUGGAAAGCUGUGAGACCACUUUUACAGAAAGCAAAGAGGCUCCAUCUGCAGGUGUGGGAGGGCACGAGGCACAAGAGUCCUGCCUGGUAGAGAGCGAUAUCCGCAUCCAAACUGUCUCCUAUGAGGUGGAGGAAGAGGAGCUCCAGGAAUAUGAGAGCGACUCUUCAAGCGACAGCGAAAGUGAGGAUCAUUUCCUGAUGCUUCCCCCCCGGGACCACCUGGGUUUGGCCCUUUUCUCCAUGCUGUGCUGCUUCUGGCCCCUGGGGAUUGCUGCCUUCUACUUCUCCCAAGGGACCAGCAAGGCUGUCUCCAAAGGAGAUUUCCACCUGGCCAGUUCAGCUUCCCGCCGAGCUCUCUUUCUUGCUGCGCUCUCCAUCACCAUCGGCACAGGAGUGUACAUCGGGGUGUUGGUAGCACUCAUCGCUUACCUUUCCAAAGGUGGUCACGUAUAGAUGCCACCCCCAAGCCAGCACCAUCCCUGGCUGCCAGCCCUUCUACUAUCCAGAUCUCCUGUAGAGCAGAGGGUACUAGUGCCUGCAAGGCUGCUGGCACUGUGGGACCUCAGUGUGGAUGCUCUGGGCAGGCUCUUUCCCCUUUCAGACAAUCAGUAGACUCCCUUUAUCCCUGAGGCUGUGGGGUGCCACCAUCCAGCAGCAGGGAGUUGUGAACCAGCCUGACUGCCAGGACCAGGAGGAACACAUUUGUUUGGUAGAAGACAUGCAGGAGAGAUACUGCGUGCUGCUGCUGGCUGUUGCCACCACCCCUGCUUUGGGGCCAUGGCUUCCCCUGCCACCCCACAGCCAGGAAAUCCAACACUGGUGUCCUAGCUUGGCCCAUGAAGGGGACACACAGGGAGGAGAAGGGGUAUGGUGCUGGAGAAUGACCAGUCUUUCUUCUGGAAAUCUGAGGUCCUGGUGGGAUCUCCAGAUUCCCAUGAUGGAGACAACAUUCUAAUUUCAGUGCCAUGGGGUGUCACUUGUCCCCUCAGCUGCAGCAAAGGAGGAGGAUGCAGCAUGGACCUAACCAAAGGGCAUGCUCUCUGCAUCCCUCUGCUGACAGACCCCUGGUCCAGGGGACACCCCAGGUGCUGCCUGUCCCAGGCAAGGAACAAGGAGGAGGCAGGCUAGUGGUUACACACCAUCACUCCCAUCUUUGGAGCAAGAUGGCAGAGAUGUCAAGGUUUUCUCUGCAUUAUUAAUGACUGUUAUGAUAAUUGCAAUUUGGAGGCCCCAUACAGUUGGGAUCCCAAUGCACUGGGCUCUGAAAAAGCUUGCAAUGGCAAUUUCUACUCAAGAAGUGACCCGGGAGGGGGUGGGGUUGGGGGCUGAAGGAUUUCACUCUUGGCACUAGGUCAGGGCCUCUCACACAAAGAUGGAAAGAAAAGGCUGACAUGAAAUGCAGAGCCCCAGAUGGGAGUUUGUGAGGGGACCUGAUCCAGAGCAGACUUGGGAGAGUCUGAGACACAGGGGUGAGCCCAACACACACAAUUCCCCAUGCAUCUGAGAGGGGUUUCUCCAUCCAUCAAAGACUCUGCUGACAAGGAAAUCCCAUGCAUCCCAUUUUACCUCUUACUUUUGCAAAUUUGUAUGAUGUUGGUGACACAUCAAGUGUUUCAGAGGUGGGUGUGAAGUCAAUGACUGCCCUGAAAGGUGGUGUGGAAAGGCCCUGCCUCAUACCCCUCCCAAACUCCCAAAUCCCACUUUGGUCCUCCCUCACCCUAGUGAUGGCUCCCCUGCUGCUUCCUUCCCCCAUGUGCAGGGGGCUGCAGGCAGACUCUGGGCACUCAUUGCUGCCUUCCCAGGGUUUCUGGGUAGGCUGAAGCCGACUCUGCAAGAAGCACAGCAUGCUCCUCCAGCUGGAUGCCAUUCAAAUGUACAUUUUAUCCUAAAGAAGCAUGUUAAUGUCUGCAAUUGCUGUUGUACUUGAGCCAUAAAAGAGAGAAGCACAUCAGAGACCUGUUCAGAACCUGGUCUGAAAGUUCCCAUUACAUUUUAUAACAUGGAAGAGCUAAUUUAAGGAAAAAAAAAAAAAAAAAAAAAAAAAAGAAUAGCAGGAAC
This is a messenger RNA of Calypte anna (Anna's hummingbird), 2496 nucleotides long. RefSeq names its product synapse differentiation inducing 1 like (gene SYNDIG1L). Gene Ontology annotation, cellular component: intracellular membrane-bounded organelle; membrane. Lineage: Eukaryota; Metazoa; Chordata; Aves; Apodiformes; Trochilidae. The record is from RefSeq and is a predicted model, not a curated record.